CUCGACCCGGCCCACGCUGCCUCUUCCCCAGAAGGCCAGCUCCCAGAGCAUUGCCGACGCUUCAGUCUACCAGGCAAGCACUGGCCCGUCCAGAGAUCGCCUCGGUGCUGCCGGACCUCCGCCGUCAUGGCCCUCAUCCAGACCAGCUUGAUCUGGGUCGCAUAUGCCGUCGCCGUCGUCCUCCUGCUUGCAGUUGCCUCCAUCUUCGUCUUCCUCUACCAGACACCCCGCGACCGUGCCGCAUCCGUCACCACGAUAUGCAUCUUCACCACCAGCGUCCUCCUGGCCACGGUGCUGCUCAUGCCCGUCGACAUCGCCCUCGUCUCGUCCACCUCGCUGUCCAGCCAGGGCCGGAAGAAGGACUGGGCGACCCCAGAGCGCGUCGGCAGCAUUCUCUACACGCUCAAGAUCGUCUACUACACGCUGUACUCGCUUGAUGCCCUGCUGUGCCUGCUCGUCGUGCCCUUUACCUACUUCUGGUACGAGGAAUACGACGAGGAUGCGGCCGAGCAUGGCGAGCAGACUGCUGGACAAAGAUUCUGGGGUGCCUUCAAGUACACGAUCGCCUUCGUCGUCUUCGUCGUCAUCAUCUUCCUCGUUGGAUUCUUCGUUCCGUUCGCAAAGCAAGCAAAGGGCGACGACCGUCUAGACCUCGACUACUUCAAGCAUCUUCUGGCCGAAAACCAUGGCGAGCGCGCUCUAUCCUUCGCACUCGGUCUCCUCAUGCUCAUUGGUACCAUUCUCUACGUACUCUACACUGGCGCUGGUCUGGCGCUCCUUCCUGUGGCCAUGAUCAAGUCAGCUCCGUCCAUUUCCGCUCCAACGCUAGCCGCCAACACUGCGUCGCAACUCGAAUCCAACCGUGAGCGCCAGAGACAGCUCGAAGGCCGCGGCGAAGGUCGCCAUGGCGGACUGGACCCACGUGAUCGACGCGAACUGGAAGCCCUGGUCCGUGAGGAGCGGACACUGAUCCGUCGCGAGCGCCUUGCUGCUGAAUCAAACGGAGAGGACAGACAUUGGCUUGUCAAGACCUGGAUCAAGAUCGAGGCCGUCUUCCGUCCCCUGAAGCUCAUUGGAGGCCUUCUCCUGAUGGUGCUUGCGCUCCUCAUUUUCACCAGCAUGCUCAUCACUGGCAUUGACAAGGCCAAGAAUUCCAUCUGCAAAGCCGGCUGUGGGUACAUCCUGGGUCACAUCAACAUCUUCCAGCCGCUCAACUGGAUCCUGGUCAAGUCUUCCAAGGUCUUCCCCAUCGACUACGUCCUGUUCUUGCUACUCGUCCUGUUCUUCUUCUGCUCCUCCGUCGUUGGUAUCGGAGCCGUCGGCAUUCGCUUCCUGUGGCUCACCAUCUUCAAGAUCCGCAAGGGCCAUACCUCUCCUCAGGCUCUACUCCUGGCCACCGUCCUGUUGAAUCUUAUUGUUCUCGCCAUCAACUACUCCGUCGCCAUGGUCGUCGCGCCCCAAUACGCCACAUUCGGCCCUCAAACCUUCUGCGACCGCCAACCGCUGAUCGCGGGCGCGCAGCCAAGCUGCAAAGACUUCCCGGCCGACAUCAAGCCAUGCACAGAGACGGCGACCAACCAUUACGCCAAGGAUGUUUGCACGCCUAGCGUUCUUAGCACCUUCAUCAACCGCGUAACCAUCAACUUCCCGUUCUUUGGCGUCGUGCUGUUCUGGGCACAGUUUGCUUUCUUAGGUGUUUACCUCAUUGUCUUCCUCACCACACUGUUCAAGACCCCCAGGCUGGAUCAGGAACAAAUCGACCGUGACCUGGAAGAGGAAGAAGAGGAGGGUUUGCUUGCGAGCACCGGCCGAAGGUUCAAUGCUACUUGGCAGGACAUCACCGGAAGGGGCAAGAGGACGUAUGGAACCACGGAUACCAAUGGAGAGAGGAGUUAGGAAGCUAACUUAGGGAUUGGUUGGAUUGGUUCAUUGUGAGUGUUGUGUAGGUGAUUGUGGAUGUUGGAAAAACAAGGAAACAUUGUACACAACUUGCAUUACGUUGCGUCGGUACUUGGCUUUAUGUUUGGAUUAGGUUAUGAUACCUCCAUAUAAUGGCGUUGGGCGUUUACGUAGCAUGCGAGUUGGCUUAAAAUGAAGUAUUGAUGUCAAAGCGAUGAUUAUUUCUCAUCAUAGUUCAAGAUCUACGGG
Messenger RNA from Paraphaeosphaeria sporulosa, 2148 nucleotides. Its product is annotated as putative lysosomal cobalamin transporter. The record is from RefSeq and is a predicted model, not a curated record. Gene Ontology annotation, cellular component: vacuolar membrane. Bases 127 to 1896 code for a protein of 589 amino acids. Gene Ontology annotation, biological process: protein localization to vacuole. The transcript is spliced from 2 exons. Lineage: Eukaryota; Fungi; Ascomycota; Dothideomycetes; Pleosporales; Didymosphaeriaceae.